Molecule: messenger RNA, 1704 nt
Organism: Stylophora pistillata
Lineage: Eukaryota; Metazoa; Cnidaria; Anthozoa; Scleractinia; Pocilloporidae
Biological process (GO): peptidyl-serine phosphorylation; protein autophosphorylation; autophagosome assembly
Cellular component (GO): membrane; cytosol; autophagosome
Molecular function (GO): protein serine/threonine kinase activity; ATP binding
Source: RefSeq, a predicted model, not a curated record
AUGCAUGUGUUACAGCAACAAAGAGAUUGCCUUCAACAUUGGCUAAAGUAUCUUUCAAAAGAAAGGUUCCUUAAUCCAGAGGAAGUCAAAUUUGAGAAAAACCUUGGUAAAGGAAAACAUGGAGUGGUGUACGAAGCAACAUUCAGUGGACAUCCCUGUGCUGCCAAGUGUUUCCAACCAACAGAUAUGAAUUCUUUUCUUCACGAAUUGGAAGUGGCUGCCCACUGUAAACAUCAAAAUCUCUUGCAUGUUUUGGGUGGAACAGUUAAAGAUGGAUUCCCCCUGUUAGUAUGUGAACUUCAUAAUGGAAGCCUUUCUCUAUUCAUUGAAGAAUAUAGAAAGGCCCGGGGAGGGUUACCUGAAAAGCUAAUACUUAGCUUAACCAGAGACAUUGCUAAGGGUCUGAUCCAUAUUCAUAGUAAAAAACUGGUACAUCAGGACCUGAAAUCUGACAACGUUCUCGUGAGAGAGAUGGGGGAUGACUCAUGGAAGGCAAUUGUAUCGGAUUUUGGAACCGUCAAUAAUUGUACUAAUGUUACAAUGCCAAAUGUUGGGUCACCUAAAUAUCGUGCUCCAGAUGAACGUCAGACAUAUAAGAUGGAUAUUUUCAGUUUGGGCCUUGUGGUGCUAGAAAUGGCGAUUGGCAAAAAGCCAGACCAAAGUAGAUUAGAGGAACAACUAAACAAGGUUAAGAGUGAAUCUCUAGACAAAUUAAUCAAACGUUGUACAGCUUUAGAUCAUACAAAACGGUAUUCUGGGGAGGAUGUCAAGUUCUAUUGUGAAGAAAGAUUGAAGAACAUAGACAAAGGUUGUGUGCCUCUUUUGUAAAAUGCUGCUCUGUGGGUAAAUUUUUGGCCCCAUCAGUGUGAUCUCAGUAAGAGGGUUAGGUAGGAUAAAGGAUAUCCUUUGUUUCAAUUAUAUGGCUAGUAAUUGAUAACUAGAGAGAAAACACUUCCAGACUGGGAAUUCUCAGCCCAAACAGCACAAAAGUUUUCCUGCUGUUAGUGGUUGACAGAUCUUUGGAGUGAACUUGAGCAGAGCGUCUGGAUACAGACCCUUUCCUUCUUGGUCAUCACACCAAGCUAAUCUUAGGAAAAAAUUUGAAGCACAUUGCUGUUCUAGCUCACUUUUAAAAAUGGCUUGCUUGUUGAAUAUCGUAACUCUAUUCAAUGCCAGUACUAUGCCUAUUGAGUAUCAUGAUCAAGUCUGUUUAGGAAAGUUGUAAUGUAGGUCUACAAGAUGAUACAUUGAAAGUUAAAAAAAAAAUGUGCACAUAUUAUUUAAAUCAUUAUUAUUUCAUUAGAAUUCUGUUGUCAUUUGGGAUGGUUACCUAUCAAUCAUAUCAUUCUGUGAUAAAGAGUGACAAAAUUUUUUUUUUGAAAAAUUUCGAUGGACCUGAACCCAAUUACCUGGCUGACAUCAGUUUGCAUUUUCUCCGUUUCUCCGUGCUGUUCUCUGCACAUUUCCCAAGUUGGUAACAAGGAGAAUUUGUUUAACAAUCAAGAGUGUCUUUAGUUGGUGAUCAUUUCCUUUAUUCUCCUGACCUUAAUGUGUGAUACAGGGGUGAUAUUAUAAGGAGAAAUUAGAUGCUGGUCAUUCUCAGGGGUCCCAUGGUUACCAGUACACCAAAUGAUAAUUACUUGUUGUAAGUUAGCCUAACGCCUGCAUAUUCCGGGUACAAAUUUUAUGAAACAACUUUUUUUU